AUGGGGUCGAGGGCCGCCACCUCUAGCAACCAGGUUGCGGUGGCGACGGCCUUCCUCCUCCCCCAUGUCCCGCGGCACGUCCUUGCCGCCCUCAGCAUCGAGAUCCUCAAGGCUGCCAGAGAGCGCUCGAGCAGCGGCUCCCUCGAUGACGUCUCCUCUCUGCUCCACUUCAACUUCUUCGCGGAGCCCGUCGCAACAUACGCGGUCGCCGACUGCAUCGCCGACAUCUUAGGAACCCGCCACCACCUACAUCUCCAUUUCUUCUUCUUCUUCUUCUUCUUCUUCUUCAAAUUCACCCUCUUCACUGCAAAUUUACUUCUAAAAAUUCCCCUUUUAAUUUUCUUCCAUUUUCAACUACUCAAUUACCCCUGGCCGAAAUUGGCUAUUGACGGCGAUGGGAAUGGGCGUCGUCGGCUCAGGGGGCGGCGAUUUGGGGUGGUGUCAGAGAGGUGGCGUUCUGCCUCCCCGUCAAGGUGCUGUCGUUUCUUCGCGGCUGCGACGGCUGGAGAUCGAUCGCCGACGCUAGGGCUGCAGCGGAUCGCGACUUUCCUCGACCUGGUGCGGCUGAGACUUGUGGCAUCUCGAACGGCUCUCCGGCGCGGUGCUGUUCGUAUGCGGGGCCAUCGCCGGUGGUCUCGUCAACGGGAGAAAAGUGUUCGCGAUGGGCUGCUCGGAGGCUAUCUCAAACAAAUUUACCCGGUUACGAUUCACAACCAGAUUUCUGAAAGAAGAGAGGCACAGAAAACUAGGCAUAGACAAGAACAUAAGCACCUCAUGGAUUUAGAUCAGUUAUAG
Molecule: messenger RNA, 795 nt
Organism: Striga asiatica
Lineage: Eukaryota; Viridiplantae; Streptophyta; Magnoliopsida; Lamiales; Orobanchaceae
Source: the annotation of a GenBank genome assembly